GAUAGGCGGGACUUUCCGUGAGCAGGAAGUGUGACGUCACAUUUGUUUUGGAGAAAGCGAAGCUGCGACUGAAGCGGAAAGAAAAUGGGGGAAAACGUGGAAGAUUUCAAGCUGAUAUUUGAGAAAGAGGGAGUCUACCUCCACACCAAUGCCAAGAGGACGCUCCAGGAAACCAGCAUCCCGGGAUUUAUCCGCAUCGUAGAACGGGCUGGAGUGCCCGCUUUAGAAUGGAGCCCCCUGCAGGACGAGGGACGCAGCGCGCCUACGGUCCUCUACAGCAGGAAGGAUGGGGAAGGAGGCGAGGAGGACAUGAACUUUGACCCUGGGUAUGAGCCCGACUGGGCGGUCAUCAGCACCGUGAAGAAAGACCGCGAACACGCCCAAGUGAAAGACUCAGGUCAGUGGGCGUUCUCUCUGCCUCUGUCGGAGCUGUACUCCCUCCGGAGGGCCCGCUUUUCCCUGGGUCGGAACUUCAUGGUGCUUACGAGCAGAGGGGGCCACCCGCUUCCUCCUCUGCACUUCCACAGAGGAGGAACCAGGGAACUUCUGAAGGCUCUCCACCAUUACAUCGUCCUGGACCAGUCUCCUGUUGACGGGCGCCUCUUCCUUGCAUAUCCGCGCGACCCGAGCUCGGAAGCCUUCCCUCAGACCUUCGACAAGCUUCAAAUCCUGGAUGACGGCUCCGACAUCGUCGCGAGAUUCAUACACGACCCGUACGCCACCACGUUUGGAGGAUUCUCCAAGGUCACCAAUUUCUUCCGUGCGGCUCUCCGGCCUCCCGACGCCCCCGUCAGGCAGGCUGCCCAUGGACCGGGUCUGCCGGCGCAGCCUGACGACGAGCCUGGAUUUGAGCUCAUCACCUGCGGCGUGGAGCUGGGCUCCAGGCCGGACGUAACCAGGGGGCGACCCCUGGAUAAAUGGGAGGAGUUUCUGGACUCCGAUGGCCGGGUGACGGACCCAGAGAAAGUCAAAGAACUCGUGUUCAGAGGGGGCAUCACUCCAUCGCUCAGGAAAGAAGUGUGGAAGUUCCUCCUCGGUUUCUAUCCAUGGAAAAGCACCUCAAAGGAAAGAGAGAACAUUCUUCGAGUCAAAACGGAUGAGUACUUCCGGAUGAAGGUGCAAUGGAAGUCUGUGAGCGAAGAGCAGGAGAUGAGGAACACCCUCCUCAGAGGGUACAGGAGCCUGAUAGAGAGGGACGUCAACAGGACGGACAGGAACAACACGUUCUUCUCCGGCAACGACAACCCCGGCCUGACUCUGCUCCACGACGUGCUGAUGACCUACUGCAUGUACAACUUCGACCUCGGUGUGUGCUCAUGACAGAACGCAGCUGUGCACCGUCGC
Molecule: messenger RNA, 1344 nt
Organism: Cyprinodon tularosa
Lineage: Eukaryota; Metazoa; Chordata; Actinopteri; Cyprinodontiformes; Cyprinodontidae
Gene: tbc1d17
Product: TBC1 domain family, member 17
Exons: 11
Coding region: 85-1320 (411 amino acids)
Biological process (GO): activation of GTPase activity
Molecular function (GO): GTPase activator activity
Source: RefSeq, a predicted model, not a curated record